Mitosporidium daphniae is the source of this 2556-nucleotide messenger RNA. Its product is annotated as 6-phosphofructokinase. The transcript has a single exon. Gene Ontology annotation, biological process: canonical glycolysis; fructose 1,6-bisphosphate metabolic process; fructose 6-phosphate metabolic process. Bases 1 to 2556 code for a protein of 851 amino acids. The record is from RefSeq and is a predicted model, not a curated record. Lineage: Eukaryota; Fungi; Microsporidia. Gene Ontology annotation, molecular function: AMP binding; ATP binding; 6-phosphofructokinase activity. Gene Ontology annotation, cellular component: 6-phosphofructokinase complex; mitochondrion; cytoplasm.
AUGGCAAUCGAUUCCGAGAUUUACGAAUAUCAUCGCGUAACCCCGUCGCCACCACCCCGUUCCUUCCAAGAAGACGAUGAGGGGCUCGACCAGCCAAAGCAAAAGUUACGAAUCGCUGUUUUGACCAGUGGAGGCGACUCGCAGGGCAUGAAUGCUGCCAUUCGGUCCGUUGUCCGAAUGUCCCUUUCUUCUGGCUGUGUCCCCUAUGCUGUGCGUGAGGGCUAUGAGGGACUGGUCCAAGGUGGCCCAAUGAUCAUCGAGUUUAAUUGGAACAGCGUCGCCCAAAUCAUGCCGUUGGGUGGCACCAUCAUUGGCUCUGCCCGCUCUGCAAGGUUUAGAAGCAGAGAAGGAAGAUUGGCGGCUGUGCGAAAUCUUCUACUUUUGCAGAUCGAUUCUCUUGUCGUCAUCGGUGGAGACGGUUCUUUAACAGGCGCAGACUUACUUCGCCAAGAGUGGCCAUCUCUGGUUCAAGAGUUGGAGGCAACAGGUGAGCUCCCAAAGGGUACUCUUGAGAGGCACCCAGCUGUCAAUAUUGCUGGGUUGAUUGGAUCCAUCGACAAGGACAUGCUCGGGACAGAGAUGACCAUUGGGGCAGACUCAGCACUGCAUCGCAUCACCGAGGCAAUUGACGCGAUCACUACUUCAGCAUGCUCACAUCAGCGAGCCUUCAUCAUCGAAGUGAUGGGUCGCAAUUGCGGGUGGCUUGCCCUGGCUGCAGCGCUGGCUUCUGGUGCAGAUUGGCUCUUCAUUCCAGAGCAGCCACAAAAUUCAGAGAAAUGGCCCGAGGCACUCUGCCAGGCGAUCACGCGAAAUCGAGCUCUUGGUAAACGUGAAUCCAUUGUGCUGUUGUCUGAAGGAGCUGUUGACGGAGAUGGGCGACCAAUUACAGCCGCAAUGGUGCAAAAGACGCUUACGGAACGUCUAAAGCUAGAUGUCCGGGCAACGGUCCUGGGUCAUGUGCAGCGCGGAGGGAUGCCCUCAGCAUACGACCGUAUCCUUGCGGCGCUUCAGGGUGUAUAUGCUGUCAGUUCACUUGUAAACGCAGCAAAGAAACGACACCCCAACGGUGCCGCAACCAUCAUUGGCAUGCAGGGGGGCUCCAUAUGCACUUUGCCAUUGCGCGAAUGCGUUGCCUUAACACGUUCCAUUGACGAUGCUGCCAAACGCAACGUCCUAGGUGAAGUUUUCCGACUUCGAGAUCGUGAUUUUCAUCAAGACUUUGAGAUUUAUGAAGCACUCUGCGCCAGCGCACAAGGAGCCUCCUUGCUUGCGCCAAAUGCUCCCAGAAUGGCUGUGGUACAUGUGGGUCCACCAUGUGGAGGCAUGAACACAGCUACAUUUGCCAUGGUGCGCGCGGCAAUAAAUCGCGGGUUUCAGCCUUUGGCAUUGCUUGGCGGCUGGGGAUCGGUAGCUUUAGAUGCCGAAACGGGACCUUGCAGAUGUCAAUCUGAAAAUGGGAGCAAGCCUGAGAAGCUUUGCUGCGCCUGUGACCGCAAGCCGACAACGACCACGCUCUCCUGGAUGGAUGUCGAUGGCUGGGUGGGUGAAGGUGGUUCACAUUUAGGUACGGACCGCACACUGCCAAGCGGGCGCCUUGGUAACAUUGCACGGCUUUUUGAACAAGAACGAGUGCAAGCGCUUCUCAUCAUCGGCGGCUAUGAGGCCUAUCUCUCUCUGCGUCAGCUGCAGGCUGCUGGGGCAGAUCAUAGCAUUCUUGGACGUAUCCAAAUGGUGGUAGUCCCUGCAACCAUUUCCAACAAUGUGCCCGGGACAGAUAUAACGCUUGGCUCUGAUACUGCGCUUAACAUGAUCGUCGCAUCAUGUGACGCCAUUCGACAGUCUGCCUCGUCACAAAAACGCACCUUUGUGGUGGAAGUUCACGGGGGAAAAUGCGGCUACCUUUCGUUGCUGGGCGGUCUUGCAGCUGCAGCAACAUUUUCCUAUUUGCCUGAAGAGGGAAUCAUGGUAGAAGACAUCCUGCGAGAAGCUGCACAUUUGCGGAGACGUUUUCAGGAUGAUCGACGACUGGGACGUCUAAUCGUAUUACCAGAGCAUCUUUCACCAGCACUGACUGGAGAAUCACUUGCAGCCCUGCUGGAAAUGGAGAGUGAGGGCGAAUUUGACGUACGUGUUUCAAAGUUAGGGCACCUACAACAGGGACGCGAGCCUUCUCCCUUUGAUCGUCUUUUGGCGAUGCGUUUUGCCUGGCUGGCUGUAGAACAUCUCGCUUCGAUGGCAAUGGAAGCCCGAAGGGUAUCGAAUGAUGCCAAUCCCAUGGAAAUGGCACAAAAACAGGCUUUUGAAGCCAGCGACGCCUUGGGCACCCGUUGCUCAUUGAUCGGGCUCCAUUGCGGCGCUGUUCGUCUUUCCUCCAUUAGCGCACUAGGUGCCAUUGCAGAUGACCACAAUAGACGCACAAAACAUCCCUCCUGGAUGAGAUACCGUCCGAUUGCCCAGCUUUUGGCAAAGUAUACCGUCUCACAGGAAGCUCUUAAGGCUGCUCUUGACAUUCCAGAAGGAGUCCUGUCCCUACCUGAUAAACCCGAUAAAGUUUGA